AUGCGAAUCUUGACCAACACACACAUCCAACGACCUCUACCGUCCUUGGCCAAGGUCUGGGCAUUCUUUGAGAAGAGCGCCCCUGUAACGCAAGCUCAAUGCAACACAGAGGCUGAACGCAUCACGGGCGAACCUGUCAAACCUACGGCGGUGCAGGGCGGAUGCAGCUACACUGUUAUCACUGAAAGUGGCUCACUUGUUAUCCAAUUUCGCAGCAGCGACUCUGCUUUAGACCUUGGCUUUCUCCAGGACAUCGAACAAGCCUACAAGGGCUUCGUUCCACACCAUGAGAGCGUGGGCAAGCUGCAUGCGAAUGAUUGCUUCCUCCUGAAGAGGACCCUGAAAGACUACGCAAGGUUCUUCAGCUCGGCAUGGUGGAACACGCCUCAGGCAAUGAAGGAUACAGACCGUGGCGAGCUCCUCCAAAAUUACGACGCCUAG
Trichoderma breve is the source of this 441-nucleotide messenger RNA. RefSeq lists its product as uncharacterized. The record is from RefSeq and is a predicted model, not a curated record. The transcript has 4 exons. Lineage: Eukaryota; Fungi; Ascomycota; Sordariomycetes; Hypocreales; Hypocreaceae. Bases 1 to 441 code for a protein of 146 amino acids.